Hylaeus volcanicus is the source of this 5050-nucleotide messenger RNA. It is a transcript of the gene EndoA, whose product is annotated as endophilin-A. Gene Ontology annotation, biological process: synaptic vesicle uncoating. Gene Ontology annotation, molecular function: protein binding. The coding region runs from base 891 to 2120 and encodes 409 amino acids. Gene Ontology annotation, cellular component: presynapse; cytoplasm; glutamatergic synapse. The transcript is spliced from 13 exons. The record is from RefSeq and is a predicted model, not a curated record. Lineage: Eukaryota; Metazoa; Arthropoda; Insecta; Hymenoptera; Colletidae.
CGCCAGUCGAUGCUGCUGGUGUUCCAGGUUGCAAAAACGCGUACGACAAGUUUGCGUUAGUCAGGAAGAAAGGUACGGAAUUAGGCGCGAGCAAGCGUGGGCGUAGAAGAUUCGUAACGAAGAAAAAGGCGAGCAACUGUGAAGGACAGAGGGAGUAAAUGCCGAUGGAACAGUCGGUCGGGGCGCGACAGUCAUAGCGUGGGUGGGGGGUGGGGGUGUUGGAAAAGCGAAUACAAACUGGAAAAGAAAAAAAAAAAUGAAAAGGGAAGAAGGGAAAGUGGAGAGUGGUCGUAAGAAUCGAGAGACAAUUAAGGGAAAGGGGGUUACACGCAAGGGAAACUGAGAGAAAAAAGGAAAACAGCGAGUUUGCAAGGGUGAUAAAGAGCGGAGAACGGGUAGGAGAGAUGGGGCACGAAAAAAAGUUGGAUCGAGAGCCAGAAGGAAGUGCUAGGAGAGGAAGAAAGAGAGAGGAGAGAGGCGACGGAAGAAAGGCGCCGAGUGGAGAACGCGAAAGGAAGGGCACGGGGUGAGCGAGUGCGAGAGGGACGCUUUGAUAAGGGAAGAGAAGGAGGAGGAAUGGUGGAGAGAGGGAGAAAAACCGAGUCACAGCCGUGUAUCGAUCGUCCGCUUGAAAACUACCCCUUGAGGAGGAGGCGCAGUGUGCAAAGCCGACUACGUACGAGUCGGUGGUGCUCGUGGUGCUCGCGGUCCACGCGGAUCUCUAGACGGGUCUAGAGUUUUACUUGCGUGCCCGUGCUCGUCUCUAUUUCAUCAUCGUCAUCGAGCAUCGGUGCUGGGGUUUACGUUUACCAGGGUGUCACGCAUCUCGUCAUCGAACGCGCGAGACGCGCUGUCUUCUACAUAGGACAAGGAAAUAGAAAGUAUCCACCAUGGCGUUCGCGGGACUAAAGAAACAGAUUAACAAAGCCAAUCAGUAUAUGACGGAGAAGAUGGGCGGUGCGGAAGGAACCAAGCUCGACGUCGACUUUGUGGAUAUGGAGAGGAAAACGGACGUCACGUACGAGUUGGUGGAGGAGUUACAAUUGAAAACGAAAGAGUUCCUCCAGCCAAAUCCGACGGCGAGAGCGAAGAUGGCGGCGGUCAAGGGCAUCAGCAAGCUCAGUGGCCAAGCGAAAGCCUCGACUUAUCCCCAACCGGAGGGUGUUCUCGGCGAUUGCAUGCUCACCUAUGGAAAGAAACUCGGCGAGGAUAGUAUUUUCGCUCAGGCUCUUAUUGAAAUGGGCGAGGCUAUGAAGCAGAUGGCGGACGUGAAAUAUUCGCUGGACGACACCAUUAAACAAAACUUCCUGGAACCUCUGCACCAUUUGCAGACCAAAGACCUGAAGGAAGUGAUGCAUCACCGGAAAAAACUUCAGGGACGAAGGCUGGACUUCGAUUGUAAGCGAAGACGUCAAGCAAAAGCCGGGAAAAGAUCCGCCAGUCCACAUUUCGGAAGUCCUGUAAAGACUUCUUCGCCAUACACUGACGACGAGAUACGUCAAGCCGAAGAAAAGUUCGCGGAGAGCCUCCAUUUGGCACAGUUGGGCAUGUUCAAUUUAUUGGAGAAUGACGUGGAACAAGUGGCACAGCUGGCAACAUUCAGCGAAGCUCUCCUAGAUUAUCAUCAGCAGUGCAUCGAGGUUUUGAGAACACUAACGGAAACACUUUUGGAGAAGAAAGAUGAAGCAGCGAAUAAACCGAAAAUGGAAUUCGUGCCGAAGACUUUGGCCGAUUUACACGUCGACGCAUUGCCUUCAUUGGAUGCUAUGAACGGUGGGAACUUCUCUCUUCACGGGGCAAGUCGAGCCGGGUCUCCUGUCCACGACGGGAAGCGCUCACAGCUCGAGCUAUUUCCGGACGGAAACCCGCCACAAUCUGCCAAUGCUUCUCCUUUGCCAUCUCCGAGUAAAUCUCCAGCAAGAACUCCGAUGGCAAGACAACCUUGCUGCACAGCUCUGUAUGAUUUUGAGCCAGAAAAUCCUGGAGAACUCGGGUUCAAAGAGAACGACACGAUUACUCUGAUUCAGAAAAUCGAUGAGAAUUGGUACGAAGGUAGCGUGAACGGUCGCACGGGUUAUUUCCCAGUAACUUAUGUGCAAGUUGUAGUACCAUUACCUUAAGAGGGCAACGCACGCCCCGAAACCAAAGACCCAGCAUUCGUUCACCAGCGUCUCCAGCAAAAUUAUCUUACUCUCCGAUUAGCCUAAAUCUCUAUUCAAGACUUCUCUACUAUCACUUACGUUGUAUGGUCCCAAGCUUGUUCGAUCUACGGAUUCAGAGUUUCUCUGUCUUGUUUCGUUUCUUUCGUCUAUUAUCCCAAGAAUAGAUGUAUACGCAUGUUAAUGUACAUAUAUAAUGUUAUAGUGUCUUUUAUCGACGUAAGGACCUUCGUGCGCGCAGAUACAUAUACACAUAUAGACACGAUACACACACAGAUACAAACAAGCAUACAUACAUACACCAAAGUACCUACGAUGGCAGUCCACUGUCAAGAGCGGCUCAUUUUUCACGUUCUACAUAUGUCGUCUCAUGUCAUGAUGUAACAUCUUCGUUAGUUUCUCUCACCAAAGUUCAAUUGCACAAAGAUAUCAGACUGUCAAGACUGCAUUGAAAUUCGAAUACCAAGAACGUUCGAAUACUCUUACGUCAAGUAUUUUAAUUUACAUCAUUAUCAACGUAUCGCGUGUUACGUAGUCGAACUUUAAGUUACUUUCCUUCUGAGAGAUAAUCCGAGAGAGUCUCAGCUUAGGAUUCCAUUGAUCAGUCAACCAUUCGAAGCGUGAUGCAUCACCAGCGCGAAAGCCAUCUCAUAUUGUACAUGUUUUUUAUACGUUUAGUUGUUCGUUGAAGCGCACGGUUCCUUAUGCGACGAAACGUUCAUCGAAUCAUCGGUGUACAUUUUUAGUUGGUCCGCACGGCGCAGCGAAAACCGUAACUCGUAUAAUAUAUUCGUACAUUGUAUAGCGAUUCGUUCCCCCAUUCCCCGAGUCGUUUGACGUUUUUCUCGAACGUACCCUAUUCUUUUUAAUCAUUUAGGCAACACCGAAUAGAAGUUAGGAUUUAGUUUAAACGAUGUUUAAAAUGGCGGCGAAUCUCUUCCACGAAGUCGUUAUCAAUUGACAGAGAAAACAAAUAAAUUGUUUCAUUAUUUUCCAUCGUGGUUCAAGUCACGAGAAAACAAAGGAUUACAUGUAUUCUAGAUUCCUUUGUCCUUAGUUUCGUGUUUAUCGUUAGCAGUACGUUGUGAUUUUUUAGAAGUUAUUCGUCAUCGCUAAGGAUAACUACUUAAAUGACUUCCUCGAAUGAAUUCGAAUUGCUGGUAUGUUAAAACACACGAUUUUUGUUUCUCUGCUCCUUUCAUCGUUACCCGCACGUCGCCUUCGUGAAUUUCCAAGUUCUGAAACGAAGAAAAAAAAUGUUAAUAUAAAUCAGAGUAAUUAUCACGAUUAUGUCUUCGCGUCACAGAUGUUUGAUUCGUUCCCUUUGCUGACUUUGUACGAGAGUUCAACCGCCAGAACAAUGAAAGUAAUUAAGGAACUUGGUUAUUUGUUGCCACGUGGAUUUUAGGUAUAUCUUCGACAAAAUAUUUGCUAAGCAUAAUGUAAUGAUGAUAGAAUAUAUAACUUACACGUAUAUGCUGUCGAUGACGGCGACAACGGUGAUGACUACGACGAUGGCAUUAUUAUUAUUAUUAAUAUUCGCAUAUUUUUCCAUUACUGUUACGGUAAAUACAAUUUACAUCGUAAAACGUUCUUGGCCUUACAUUCUGAAUCUUUCCAAAGCCAGUUUCGUAUAGAUGGUAUUUAUGAAUUUCGCGGCACUUUGAACAGCGUUUCGAUUAACGUAUGUAACAUUAUAAUAAUCGAGGUAGUCGUACCAAUUAAGUAAAAUAAUGAUACUACGCGAUCAAAAGAUAUUAUUAAACCGCUAGUUUUACCUAUAUUAAUGUUAUAUUAGUUGUACGUAUAAUCUGUAUACAUUAUAUAUAUAAUAGGUAUUUUUUAUUAGUUAAUCGCAUCACUAUGAUCUCGUACAACGUAUGUCAGUGAAUUAUAAUAUAUUUUCGGAAACAGAAGAUAUUAAAUACGACGCGUUCGAUCGAAACGUUGUUCCAACGACCGCUCAAAUUGCCAAGAAUGAAACUCACGGGUUCAUUUACUGCGGAAACAAAAAUUGUUACAAAUUAUUGGCUGGUAUAUCUGGGUAUAUCACUACUGCUGCUACCGUCAUCAGCAUUCAGUCAUCGCAGAUGAAAAGGAGGAAAAAAAGACAUUGAUAAUUUUACCUAUUGUAAUUAUUGAGAGUCAUGAAACUUUUUUCCGAAAAGCUCGAAGUGUUAUCAAUGUUGUGCAAUAUUAAAGUUUAACAUCACGGUGUUUAAGCAGUUGUCGCGAUCGCUGGAUCGGUGUUUCUCAAAUACGCGAUCAAGUAAAAAGCAUUACGGAAAUCGAUAGAUUAGUGGGAAUAAAAGAUUCUUUCGUCGAGUCCAACGAUACCGAAAGCAUUCGAUAAUAUAUAUUCUGUCAAUUUUCUUCGUUUUAACGCAUUAAACGCCAAGCCCACUUUAGUCAAGAAAUAUAAACAAAAGAUAAGAGAACGAGAAACGAGGGUGGACGAUGACUGAACGCUUCUGCCGUGAAUUUUUUUUUUUUAUAUAUAUAUCAAGAGAUAACAGGCAACGAAACGUCUAUUUGAAUACGACGAAGAAAGUUAUAAUUUUGUUCGAGGCUGGCGUGGCGUUUAAUUUGUUAAGCGACAGAUGAGACUCUCGUUCUUGUGAUUUUACCUACGCCAGGACGACGCGCUUGCGAGAGAACGUAAUCGUAGCGAAUAGGUGCCAUACAAGCGUUUUCAUAAUUUAUUGAAUUACAAUGUAAGAAAGAGAAACGUGAAAAAUACAACUCAUAGCGCGAUAACGUUGUGAUAACUUUAUGUUCCUCGAGGCGCUAGUAUCUGCUGGGUAGUUUGUCAAUUAAUAUGAAUACGAGAAUCAAUAAGGCGUGAGUUCCAUCUUCCAAGUACAUGAUGAAGAGAGAGAGAGAGAGAGAGA